Closterium sp. NIES-67 is the source of this 6168-nucleotide messenger RNA. NCBI's taxonomy places the organism in Eukaryota, Viridiplantae, Streptophyta, Zygnematophyceae, Desmidiales, Closteriaceae. The record is from the annotation of a GenBank genome assembly.
GAUUUGUUGCUCCACGCAAUUUCCAUCCCAGAUUCUCGCGUUCAUCUCGGAGUGUUGUAGCCGCACACCAGCAGAGCAGCCACCCGCCCGUGGUGUGUGCAUUCGUUCACGGUAUGCCGUAACCUUUAGCCGCCCCGGCUAUCGCUGAGACCAAGGAGGCAACCCAUGGAUCUGUUAACAGGAGCGCCCAUGACGAGGGGCGGGUCGGGGUACCAGCGCAGCAGCAUGGAGCGGUCGAUGCUGGGGGAGAGCCUCCGCGAGCGCAUGUGCCCGACGCUCAUGGUGCUCUCCACCGCCGCCGCCGAGGCCGCCUGCCAGAAGAACGCGCUCAGCUUCGUCGACCUGCUCCGCCCGCACUGCGACUUCUCCAAUCUCAACGUACCUGUGCGCACGGCGGGUGAGCAUUCGUACCGACUGCACGACUUCCGCGUGCGAGUGUUCUAUGCUAGCGACAUCCAACAACCGUCCCAAGAGGCAGCAGAGGACUUCUGUGUGCGCUUUGUGACAAAUGCGAGUGAGGCGGCAGAGGCAGAGCUGAUGGGGGCCGACCCAAGCGACCUCAACUCCAUCAUCGGCAUGGCCAAUGCGGAGAACCGAACAUGCUGGUUUCAGCGCUUCACGGAUGCAUACAUGCGCACCCUCGACUUUUCUGACCACGAGACCUUUGAUCAUCCCAUUGCAUGUCUUCUGGUCGCCUCCACAUCAGAGCCCUUCCCCGUGCGCGCGUUGCGUGAGCUCAUGACUCCCGACCGCCUGCCUGCGCUGUACCGCGACGGCACCAUGGACCCCAAGCUGCACCUGCACUACCUGCUGCUGCACGACGUCUCCUCCCUGGGCCCCCCCUCCGCCUCCUCCCAAGUGGACCUCACCCUCGCUGAGAUGCGAGCAGCGUUUGGCAGCACCGUCUGCCGUCUGCUGCCUGUCAACUCUGCUGCUGCUCCCAGCCAGUCCCGGCCUGACAUCUGGACCAAGCACCGUCCAAUUCCUGUUGGAGGGGCCUCAAAUCCUCCUGCUGGCACUGUGGUGGCACAGAGCGCCUCAGGCCCACCUGGGGCGGUGGGGCAGUAUCUGAGCGAGGCGGAUGUGAGGGAGGUGGCGGACAUGAUGACGGAGCUCAGUGUGAAGCACCUCGUGCCACACCUCGAGCGGAAGGCGCGCGACCUCAACCAGCAGAUCUCAGCCAGUCGUCGUGGGCUGCGCAACCAAAUCAAGAAUCUCUGGUUUGGCAAGGGAAAGGAAGAAACAGCAGACGCCACACCUGGCGUCUACACCUACCGCUCGCCGGAGUCUCAGAUCCGGCAGCUGGCGGAUGCCGCGAUGAUGCUGCAGGACUUCCAGCUGGCGCUGGACAACUACCGCCUCGUGGCGGCAGACUACCGCCGCGACAAGGCCUGGAAGCACUACGCCGGGGCGCAGGAAAUGGUGGCGGUGUCGCUCUUUCUCUUGGAGAUGUCUCGGAGGGAGAUGGAGCAGCAAUGGAGAGCGCAUACGCCUCAUACCAGCGCUGUGGCCCACUGGGAGCUCGUUUUGCGCUCAGGACAGUCUUCUGGAUGAUUGGCAUGUUCAAGGCGAAAGGGAAUUUUCGAGACGCUGCACUCACUCUCAUGCGAGCAUCUCUGGAGGAGAGUGGGGUGCGGGCAGCAGUGCUGCUGGAGCAGGCAGCGCUGUGCUUUGUGCGGGUGGUGCCACCCAUGCUGCGCAAGUACGGCUUCCACAUGGUGCUCGCAGGCAACCGCUACAACCUCGCCUCCCAGCGCAAGCACGCCAUGCGGGCGUACAAGUGUGUGGAGGGUGUGUAUGGCGGCAAGGGCUGGAACUUCAUCCUGGACCACUGCAACUUCACUCUCGGCAGGCUCUCAGCAUACCUCGGCAGCUACAAUGGGGCAGUGGUCUACUUCGUCCGCUUGCUGGCGUGCGCCCACCAGUCUGCCGCCAUGCAAGCCACCUUCUUGAGAGAGUUCCUCUACGUGGUGCAGGCGGUGCAGGCGAAGGACAAGCAGGGCUCGUUGGAGCUGCCUCUGCCGCACGUCAACACCCAGAAGGUCCACGUGCACUUUGAGGACCACCGCAUCUUCGCCUCCCCUGCUGCUGAGGAGCUCCCUGAGUCAUUCUGGGCGGCGCUGGAGGAGGGAGUGGUGCCGCCCGCUGCAGCCAUGGUGGUGCCCACAUGGCUGGAUGCGCCGUCCAAGACACGGGCGGGGGCGCACGACACCAUCGCCACCAACACUUGUGUCGCAGGGGAGGAGAUCGGAGUGGACGUGGAGUUCUGGAACCCCCUUCAGAUCGCCCUCCAGAUAUCUGGCGUGCACCUUCUCUGCCACCACUACGACACCUCCUCCUCCUCAUCCUCUACCACCAGCAGCAGCAGUGGCACCGGCACUGCAGCGGCCACGACACCGUCCCCAGCGUCACCCACAGCAGUGCCAUCUGCAUCGCCCUCCGCUGCUGGCGACCUGGCCUCUGAUGCUGCCCCCUCUAGCCACAGCCGGCCCUCAUCACCGAAUGCUGCUGCCAAGGAUGCACCGGGGAUGGUGCGUGCAGCGAGCUCGCCAGUUCUCGACCAGGCACAGGCCUCAGAGUCUCUCUGGGAGGACAAUGGGAAUGACGAUGCGAGCACAUCUCGUAAAAGUCAAUCUCACAGCAACCUGGCAGAAGACGACCCUGCUCACUUCCUGCACCCCCUUGCUGAUGCCACCCCGUCUGGUGAGGGUGACGGGGAUGGCGCUAGUGGCACCAGCAAGGGCAGGGAGGACAGGGGGGACCGUGGCAGUGACAGUGGGGCCAGCGCUAAGGCUGCAGAGGGAGGCAGUCACCAGCAACAGGGUAGUCCAGCUUCUAAUCUGCCAGCAGGAACAGAAGGAGGUGGUGGAGGGGCGAGUGGGAACGCAGGAAAGGCUGACAUGGGAAGGCGGAUAAGGGGAAGGACAGCAACGUGAAGGGUGGCAGUGCGGCUGCUACUGCUGGUGCUGGACAGGCCGAGCCUUAUGUGGCGGAGAAGACAGCCUUCUCCCUGAAGCCGGGUGAACGACUCACAGUGCGUCUGAGAGUGCGACCAUCCCGUGUGGGCGUGCUGCACAUAUUCGGCGUGGAGUGGGCCAUCAGCAGCGAGGGCCGCACGGCUGUCAGCCGCUCGCUCUUCGACAUCAAGGCGCCUCCCAAGCGCAAGGGCAAGCCAUCCCGACAACUGCCCACUCACCAGCGCCUGCACUUCCACGUCAUCCCGGAGAUGCCACGCGUGCAGGCGGAGCUGGAGGGGAUGCCAGAGGAGGCGGUGGAGGGGCAGCUCUACCGCCUGCAGCUCAAAGUCACCAACACGUCACACGUGCCGCUCAAGCGCCUUAAACUGCGCACGAGCCACCCUGCCUGCUUGCUGCUGGGCGACCCUGCAGACCUCAACGCCCGCCUGCCCGCAUGUCUGGAGGACACAGGGCCAAGGGAAGCCGCAGGGAAGGAUGUGGAUGGGGGAGCACAGAGAGUGGGCAGUGGAGGAAGUGGGCGGAGUGGGGGGCUUGAGGCAGACGGGGGGCUGCCAGUGGAGCACAGUCGCAGUGUGACGGACCCUAGAGGCGACCAUGGCAGCAUGAAGAAUGGCUUCAUCUUCUCAUUCCCCACUCGGUUCGUCCUGGAAGGGGGCUCAUCCCUGGUGUGGCCCGUCUGGCUGCAUCCGCUGGACAUGGCCUCUCUGGACCUGGGCCUCGUGGUCUUCUUCGAACCCGCCCAUGCUGCUGCCACUGCCACUGGCAGCAUUCUUGCUGGCUUUGGCGCUGGGAGUGGAGCAGAGGGCGGGUCGUUCCCGCCUCCUCUUCCCACACACCACCAUUCCCACCACUCACACGCACAUGGGCAUGGGCAUGGGCACCACGCUCACCAUCGCCCAUCCCACCUUCACCCGUCUAUCCUCUCGUCACAUGCGCCCAUGACCUUCCGCACCUUGCGUCUGCGGCACACGAUCACGAUCCACCCAUCGCUGCACGUGUCGCUGCGCAUCGCGCCAAGCACGUCGGACAUCGCUGCCUAUCUGCUGCGCAUGGACGUGGAGAACCACAACCACGCCCGCACCUUCUGGCUGCGCCAGGUCUCCUGCUCCGGCGCCCACUGGCGCCUCGCCCCCCUGCUACCAGCCCAACCACGGAAAACUUCGCUCUCUUCUGCUGCUGCUGCUGCUGCCGCUGGUUCGGUUGUGUUGACUUUGGACAGCAAGCCGCAGCAGCAGCAGCCAGUGGGGGGGGAUGACGAGGAGGAGAUGAGUGGGGCGUUACUGUCUGCAGCUCUGGCGGCACCGCAAGUCCUGCCGCCAGGGCAGGGCACCUCCCUCUUCUUCCACAUUCAGGACUUUGCCUCGCCGCCUGGGAAUGACCGUGCAGACGGUGGCAGCUUCAGGAGUGACGUGAGGCUGGGGGGGCAGGCGGAGCCUCUCAUUGACAUCCGCAGGGACCCCCUGCACGCCCUGCACGCCAGAGAACGAGGCUUCCAGGCUCUCCCUCCCCCGGAGCCCGUCACCAACCCUGACGCCCCUCCCCCGAAGCAACCCCUGCACAUCGCGCUGCACCACUCCCGCUUCAACAGCGCCCGCCCCAUCUCCGGCCCCCUCUCCCCUCGCGGCCAUUCCACUCCCAGCCGCCCCCCUUCCUGGCCCACCCCCCCGGCCGGAGGCGCAGCGGGGACAGGAAGCCCUGUGAUUGGCUCGCGGCCCUUCUGGCGGACAGGCAGUGGGGGGGGGGGUUCAGCAGGGGGAGGGGGCCAUGUGCGUGGCCACGGGGACGACCUGCUGGACGUGGUGCUUGUGUGGGAGCAUCAGGGGUCAGGGAGUGCGGCUGAUGGCAGGAGUGCUGCUGCUGCGGGUUGGAAUGGUGGGUCCGAUGUGCCCUCCCUCGUUCUACCCAAGAGUGCGAUAACUGGCAGCAGCAAGGGGGGGUCUGCAGGAGAUGACUCUAACAAGAGUGACAGGAGCAGGGAUGUAGUGUCCAUUGGGACGCAUCACAUCUGUAACUGUCAGGUGGGCCCAGCUUACGACCCCUCGUCUGUUGCCGCGGCUGCUAGCACCAGCAACAAGACAAGUGUUGGAGGAGGGGGAGGAGUUAGUGGGGCAGCAGCAGGAGCAGCAGGUGCUGCAGGCAGUGGGUCAGCAGCAGAUGCUGCAUCUGCUGCUGCCAGUUCUGGAUCCACUGCUGGUUCCACGUCUGCAUCAGCUGCUGCGGUGCGAUGGAGAAUGGACGGCCCCUCCUAUCUCGAGCAUGACUUCUCGUCCCAUCCCACCUGCCCUGUCUCUCUCACUCUCCUCCUCCGAAACUGCUCUUCUUGCCCUGCCUCCGCUGCUGUCCACACUUUUGACCCUGCGCUGCUGCCCGCAGUUGAAAAGAGUGUCAAUGCAUCCACUCUGGGCUCAACUCUGCCUGAAAAGGCCGGCUUUUUCUGCCCGAACAACCUGAACGGCCAAGACAGUGGCGUGGCAACAAGCCCCAGAAGCUUCGCAGGAGGCUUCUCAGGUGGAGCUGGCGGGUUGGGUGGUGAUGAGGUGGCGUGCGGCACAGCGGCAUGUGGGCCGUACAUGUGGGCCGGCCAAACUGCCAUGCAGAUUCCCAAGCUGGCUCCAGGAGAGGAAGUUUCCUUGAAGCUCACAGCAGUGGUCUUCUCCCCUGGUGUGUACAAUUUAUGGAGCUACCGUGUGGCCUGGAGUGCUGAUGCUAGCAGUGGUGAAGGCGCGGCCAAGGCUGGGGGGCCUGUGAAUGCCAAGGAGAGCAAAGGAAAAGGUUCAGCAGGGGAAAGUGGGGGCAAAGGUUCGAGCAAGCGUGGCUCGCAAAAAGGGAGUACGAGGUCAACAGAGGAAGCCCAAGAGUCUGCUCAGAAGCUCGUGACAGGGUGUGGUAUGGGCCACCCAUUCAUGGUGGUGGUGUUACCAUGAAGCCCUCAUCAUGCAUGUUUGGUUCCGGCCAGCGCUGUAGUUGGCGCUGGAUGGAAUGGAAUGAUGGAUAGUUGGCCAAGUGCGCUUCUUUCCCGUUCCAUGCUGUGAACUGUGACCGGAGGUCUUCAUUGAAACCUUGUGCUACACAACGGGCGAAUAUUGUUAUCCCAACCAGGCACUACAUACCAUGAGACUGCCAUUUGCUUUGUACCGUGUUAUAGCAUAAGAACUGGGUACCAUGUUAUGGGUAAGUGGAUGGAAAUGUA